UUUGCGCCGCCGCGGAGCUGAGGCCCCUCCCCCACGAUGCCGGUCGCCCGGAGCUGGGUUUGCCGCAAAACCUACGUGACCCCGCGGAGACCCUUCGAGAAAUCCCGCCUGGACCAGGAGCUGAAGCUCAUCGGGAACGCGCUGCUGCGGCGCCUGGUGCGGGUGGGGGUGCUGGACGAGGGCAAGAUGAAGCUGGAUUACAUCCUGGGGCUCAAGAUCGAGGACUUCCUGGAGCGCCGCCUCCAGACCCAGGUCUUCAAGCUGGGCCUGGCCAAGUCCAUCCACCACGCGCGGGUGCUCAUCCGCCAGCGCCACAUCCGGGUCCGUAAGCAGGUGGUGAACAUCCCGUCCUUCGUGGUGCGCCUGGACUCCCAAAAACACAUCGACUUCUCCCUGCGCUCCCCCUACGGCGGCGGUCGGCCCGGCCGCGUCAAGCGCAAGAACGCCAAGAAGGGGCAGGGCGGGGCCGGCGCCGGAGAGGACGAGGAGGAGGAUUAGGCCACGCCCCCUUCCUUUGGACACGCCCCC
Messenger RNA from Pezoporus occidentalis (night parrot), 528 nucleotides. It is a transcript of the gene RPS9, whose product is annotated as ribosomal protein S9. The record is from RefSeq and is a predicted model, not a curated record. Gene Ontology annotation, molecular function: rRNA binding; structural constituent of ribosome. The coding region runs from base 37 to 498 and encodes 153 amino acids. The transcript has 4 exons. Gene Ontology annotation, cellular component: cytosolic small ribosomal subunit. Lineage: Eukaryota; Metazoa; Chordata; Aves; Psittaciformes; Psittacidae. Gene Ontology annotation, biological process: ribosomal small subunit biogenesis; translation.